GGACUUUGGACCCUCCGCCGGCCAGCUCAUCUUGUUCUGCAUCACCACUGUCGAGCCACGUAUUCGGAUCAAUCCAUUGCAGUAGCUCCCUUGCCACCCCGCCUUUCACCAGUCUGCCCCUCCAACCGUCACCAUUAGCUCCCCUCUCCGUCGCACCUUUUAUCUACCCGCCUUCCUCGUCCUCCUCCUGGGCGUUCUCCUCGUCACCGUGGCUCCUCCACUUCGCCUUUCCUCUCCCGCCUUCCGACUUUCCUCCGUCCUGGGCCACUUCCGGGGCUCUCGACUUCCUACAAGCUCCCAUUCGGCUUUGACAAACCUACGCAAAUCCCUCACAACCGCCAGCAUGGCCCCCGAGCACCUCCGUCGGCCUCCUCAGGCACCGCCCCUCUUCACCGCGACUGCCCAGUCCAUCGUCGAUGACGCCAAGCGACUCAUUGAGACAUCCCGCAAAGUUCAAGAUGACGUCGUGGCUACCGUCAAGCCCGACUCGGCUACAUUCGACGCGGUCGUGAAGCCUCUGGCACAGGAUGAGAACGCCAUGGCUCUGGAAUCCCACAUUCUCAGCUUUUAUCAGGCAGUGUCGACCCAGCAAGAGCUGCGGGAUGCAUCGUCCAAGGCAGAGGAGCUAAUGGAUGAGUUCUUCAUCGAGGCUGCCAUGCGCGAGGAUGUCUUCAAGCUUGUGGACGCCGUGCUGAACAAGAAUGAAUCUCUGGAGCCUGAAUCCCGUCGUCUGCUGGAGAAGGAACACAAGGAUUUUAUUCGCAAUGGUCUGGGUCUCCCCGCUGGCCCCAAGCGUGACCGGUUCAAGGAGAUCAAGAAGCGUCUCAGUCAGAUUAGCAUUGAAUUCCAGAAGAACCUCAACGAGGAGAAUGAGGGCAUCUGGUUCACACCUGAACAGCUGGAUGGUGUCCCUGAGGAUGUCCUAGCUGGGUUGAAGAAGGGAGAGGGCGAGAACGAGGGCAAGCUCUGGCUGACUUUCAAGUACCCCGACCUCUUCCCUACCAUGAAGUACGCAAAGAACCCCGAGACCCGCAAGCAGGUCAUGAUUCAGAACGAGAACAAGUGCAACCAGAAUGUGCCCCUUUUCCGGGAGGCCAUUAUCCUACGUGAUGAGGCCGCUCGCCUACUCGGUUACCCCAACCACGCGGCAUUCCGAAUUGAGGACAAGAUGGCAAAGACACCACAGACAGUCAACACUUUUCUGGGUGAUCUGCGGUCUCGUCUGACAGCUGGUGGACAGAAGGAAGUCAACACCCUGCUGGAGAUCAAGAAGGCUGAUCUGAAGUCCCGUGGUGAGAAGUUUGAUGGUCACUACUAUCUGUGGGAUCACCGAUACUACGAUCGUCUCAUGCUGGAGAAGGACUACUCCCUGGACCAGCAGCUCAUUGCUGAGUACUUCCCUCUUCAGACUACUAUUGAGGGCAUGCUGAAGAUUUUCGAAGAGCUUUUUGGCCUCGUGUUUGUGGAGAUCACCGGUGAGGAUCGGGAGAAGGUGGCAUCUUCAGGCAAGGGCAGUGACAUUGUCUGGCACGAAGACGUCCAGAUCUUCAGCGUUUGGAACGACGAGGGCGAGGGCAGCGGAUUCGUAGGUUACCUGUAUUUGGAUCUAUUCCCUCGGACCGGCAAGUACGGCCACGCUGCCAACUUCAACCUGCAGCCGGGCUUCAUUGAUGCGAAGGGCAACCGUCGCUACCCGGCCACGGCACUUGUGUGUAACUUCACCAAGCCGACCCCGAAGAAGCCGAGCUUGCUGAAGCACGACGAGGUGGUCACUCUUUUCCACGAACUGGGCCACGGUAUUCACGACUUGGUUUCCAAGACCAUUUACUCUCGUUUCCACGGCACGAACACGGUGCGUGACUUUGUCGAGGCUCCUAGCCAAAUGCUGGAGAACUGGUGCUGGACCCCAUCCCAGCUAAAGUCACUCAGCAAGCACUACUCUGCCCUAUCGCCUGAGUAUCUUGCAGCCUGGAAGGAGCAUGCCGGCGCCACCGAGGCGCCUUCUGAGCAGAUUCCCGACUCUGUGAUUGAGAACCUGAUCCGGACCAAGCACGUCAACGACGCGCUGUUCAACUUGCGCCAGCUGCACUUUGGUAUCUUCGACAUGACGGUCCACCAGCCGGAGAGCCACGAGAAGAUCAAGGAGCUGCCCAUUUCGGCCACGUAUAACACUCUACGCAAGGAAAUCACGCAGAUGGAGGGCCCUGAGAGCUUGGGCCUGGGUGAGGAAUGGGGACACGGUGAGGCGACUUUCGGACACUUGAUCGGCGGCUAUGAUGCUGGAUAUUAUGGCUACCUGAGCUCCCAAGUCUACUCGACCGACAUGUUCUACACGGUGUUCAAGGAGGACCCGAUGAACCCGGAAGCUGGUCGCCGCUACCGGUACAAGGUGUUGGAGAAGGGAGGCAGCCAGGACGAGAUGACGACGCUGACUGAGUUCUUGGGCCGUGAGCCCAAGACCGAUGCCUUCUACAAGGAUAUGGGUCUGGCUUAGAUAUUGUGAGGACGGCGAGGUUAGACUUGGCUGGGGCUGGAACUUCGGGGGCUUGGAUGUGAUAGUCGAAUAUAAUCACAUACGCUCGACUUAAUUGAACGAGUACCAUGAAUAUAUAUUGACACCCGUGGGAAUACUGUUUCAGCCACUCCUCGAGUUAUGCCGAACAUUUUAGAUAUUAGUACCCAUUUAAUCGGCUCCUAGGAAC
This is a messenger RNA of Aspergillus sclerotioniger CBS 115572, 2702 nucleotides long. RefSeq names its product M3 family metallopeptidase. Bases 344 to 2494 code for a protein of 716 amino acids. Gene Ontology annotation, biological process: proteolysis; peptide metabolic process. NCBI's taxonomy places the organism in Eukaryota, Fungi, Ascomycota, Eurotiomycetes, Eurotiales, Aspergillaceae. The record is from RefSeq and is a predicted model, not a curated record. The transcript has 3 exons. Gene Ontology annotation, cellular component: mitochondrial intermembrane space. Gene Ontology annotation, molecular function: metalloendopeptidase activity.